Molecule: messenger RNA, 3983 nt
Organism: Trichechus manatus latirostris (Florida manatee)
Lineage: Eukaryota; Metazoa; Chordata; Mammalia; Sirenia; Trichechidae
Gene: GPR158
Product: G protein-coupled receptor 158
Exons: 11
Coding region: 360-3983 (1207 amino acids)
Biological process (GO): G protein-coupled receptor signaling pathway
Cellular component (GO): membrane
Molecular function (GO): G protein-coupled receptor activity
Source: RefSeq, a predicted model, not a curated record
UGAAAGCCGCGGUGGAAGCCGCUGAGCAGAAAGACGUAAGCAGACUAACUGUAGCUGCCGGGAGCAAGAGGGGAUGUAACCCGUUCGGCUCAAGGCUGCUAGGUGCGUAAUCCCGAGUCGACCCGUUGUGGAGCGGGUGCAGGUAGCUAGCAUUGCCACAGGUGAUUUGAUUUCCUAUGACGGUAGCUCAGCCAUCCGGACCAAUUUCGAAACAUUCUUAUUUUGAAGUCCUUUUUGUUUUUCUGGUGCCAUCUGGAGAAGGGGCAAGACUGCAAGUAAAACUCUUAAUGUUGAUAAAUUGAUGACCAGAAUUUAAAAAGUGACUCUUCUCGUCCUCUCGUCUCCUUUCGGUUAGACAGAUGGGAGCCAUGGCUUACCACUUACUCCUCUGCCUCCUGUUCGCCCAUCUGGGAUUGGGAGCUGUUGGCGCCAGCCGCGACCCUCUGGGACGGUCGGAUUCUCCUCGAGAGAGGACCCUGAAGGGGAAGCAGCACGACCAGCACCUUGUUCGAGCCUCUGCCUCGGAUCCUUCGAUACCCUGGAGCCACUCCACCGACGGCACCAUCUUGGCGCAGAAACUCACCGAGGAGGUGCCCAUGGACGUGGCCUCUUACCUCUACACUGGGGACUCCCUCCAGCUGAAGCGAGCCAACUGCUCUGGCCGCUAUGAGUUGGCAGGCAUGCCAGGGAAGUCAUCAGCCCCUGCCACCUCUCACCCUUCCUUGCACGGAGCGCUGGACACCCUGACACACGCCACCAACUUCCUCAAUAUGAUGUUGCAGAGCAAUAAGUCGCGGGAGCAGAACUUGCAGGACGACCUGGAGUGGUACCAGGCGUUGGUGCGGAGUCUCCUGGAAGGCGAGCCCAGCAUCUCCCGGGCGGCCAUCACCUUCAGCACCGAGUCACUGUCCGCGCCUGCCCCGCAGGUCUUCCUCCAGGCCACCCGAGAGAAGAGCCACAUCCUGCUCCAGGACCUGUCCUCCUCGGCUCACCACUUGGCCAACGCCACGCUGGAGACCGAGUGGUUCCAUGGCCUCCGGCGCAAGUGGAGGCCCCACUUUCACCGCCGCGGCUCCAAUCAGGGGCCCCGGGGCCUGGGCCAUAGCUGGCGGCGCAGGGACGGGCUCGGUGGGGAUAAAAGCCAUGUCAAGUGGUCUCCGCCUUAUUUGGAGUGCGAGAACGGGAGUUACAAGCCCGGCUGGCUGGUCACUCUCUCCGCUGCUUUCUACGGGUUGCAGCCUAACCUGGUCCCUGAAUUCAGGGGUGUCAUGAAAGUUGACAUAAAUCUUCAGAAGGUGGACAUUGACCAGUGUUCAAGUGAUGGCUGGUUUUCAGGAACUCACAAAUGCCACCUCAACAAUUCAGAGUGUAUGCCAAUUAAAGGCCAAGGAUUUGUGCUUGGAGCCUAUCGGUGCAUUUGCAAAACAGGAUUCUAUCAUCCUCAAAUCUUCUCAGUGAACAGCUUUCAGAGAAGGGAUCCAGAUCAACUUUUUGCAGGAAAUGCAAAGGACUUGUCAGAAGAAGCCCAUGUCUGCCUACCCUGCAGAGAGGGCUGCCCCUACUGUGCUGAUGACAGCCCGUGCUUUGUCCAGGAGGAUAAGUAUUUGCGACUUGCUAUCAUCUCCUUCCAAGCCCUGUGUAUGCUGCUGGACUUCUUUAGCAUGCUAGUGGUCUACCACUUUCGCAAAGCAAAGAGCAUCAGGGCAUCAGGCCUUAUCCUAUUGGAAACAAUCCUUUUUGGGUCUCUGCUUCUGUACUUUCCGGUUGUUAUUUUGUACUUUGAGCCAAGCACAUUUCGCUGUAUUCUCCUAAGAUGGGUUCGCCUUCUGGGUUUUGCUACUGUUUAUGGAACUGUCACUCUCAAGCUUCACAGAGUUUUGAAGGUGUUUCUUUCACGAACAGCCCAACGAAUUCCAUAUAUGACGGGUGGACGCGUCAUGAGAAUGCUCGCAGUCAUCCUCCUGGUAGUGUUUUGGUUUCUUGUUGGCUGGACAUCGUCUGUAUGCCAGAAUUUGAAAAAGCAGAUUUCACUUACUGGCCAGGGGCAAACAUCUGAUCACCUCAUUUUCAAUAUGUGCCUCAUAGACCGAUGGGAUUACAUGACAGCAGUUGCUGAAUUUUUAUUCCUCUUGUGGGGUGUUUAUCUCUGCUAUGCAGUGCGGACAGUCCCAUCAGCUUUUCAUGAACCACGCUAUAUGGCUGUUGCAGUUCACAAUGAGCUCAUUAUCUCUGCUAUAUUCCAUACAAUUAGAUUUGUUCUUGCUUCAAGACUUCAGUCUGACUGGAUGUUGAUGCUGUAUUUUGCACAUACCCAUUUGACUGUGACAGUCACCAUCGGGUUGCUUUUGAUUCCAAAGUUUUCACAUUCAAGCAAUAACCCACGAGAUGAUAUUGCUACAGAAGCAUAUGAAGAUGAGCUAGACAUGGGCCGAUCUGGAUCCUACUUGAACAGCAGUAUCAAUUCGGCCUGGAGUGAGCACAGCUUAGAUCCAGAGGACAUUCGGGAUGAGCUGAAGAAACUCUAUGCCCAACUGGAAAUAUAUAAAAGGAAAAAGAUGAUCACAAAUAAUCCCCACCUCCAGAAAAAGCGGUGCUCUAAAAAGGGCUUAGGACGUUCAAUCAUGAGACGAAUUACUGAGAUCCCAGAGACUGUCACCAGGCAGUGUUCCAAAGAGGACAAGGAAGUCACAGACCACAGCACAGCCAAAAGCACUGCCCCCGUUAGGAAGAACCCGCAAGACUCUUCAUGUAACUCUGGAAAACCCAAGGAGGAGUCCCUAAAAAACCGAGUCUUCUCACUAAAGAAAUCCCACAGCACUACUUAUGAUCAUGUAAGAGAACAAAUGGAAGAGUCCAAUACCUUACCAUCAGAAAGCCAAGAAGAGGAGGCUACAGAAAAUUCCAUGCUAGAGUCUCUGUCAAGUAAAAAACUAACACAAAAACUUAAAGAAAACAGUGAGUCUGAGUCCACGGAGUCAGUGCCUUUGGUGUGUAAGUCAGCAAGUGCUCACAAUCUCAGUUCAGAGAAGAAGCCUGGGCACCCAAGAACAUCUAUGUUACAAAAGUCUCUCAGUGUCAUAGCAAGUGCCAAGGAGAAGACUCUUGGAUUAGCUGGGAAAACCCAAACGUCAGGUGUGGAAGAACGUGCUAAAUCCCAGAAACCUCUGCCAAAAGAUAAAGAGACAAACAGAAAAUGUUCAAAUUCAGAUAACACUGAGACUAAGGAUUCUGCCCCCCGAAACUCCAAUCAUUCAGAGGAGCCAAGAAAACCUCAGAAAUCUGGAAUUAUGAAACAACAAAGGGUCAACACCCACACAGUCAAUCCUGACAUGAGACCAGCUACCACACAGACGAAGGACAACUUUGACAGAGAAGAAGUAUGCCCUUGGGAGAUUUAUGACAUGACCCCUAGUCUUGUGCCUUCAGAAUCAAAAGUUCAAAAACAUGUAUCUAUCGCAGCUUCUGAAAUGGAGAAAAAUCCAACUUCUUCCUUAAAGGAGAAAUCUCAUCAGAAGCCUAAGGCAGCUGAAGCAUGUAAGCAAUCCAAUCAGAAGAACAUAGAUAAGGCUGAGGUAUGCCCUUGGGAGAGCCAAGGUCCGUCCCUUUUUGAAGAUGAAAAGCAUUUGAUUUCCAAGACUCGGGUUCUCCCAGGGAGACCUAAAGACGAGAAUACCAGUCAGCAUUAUGCAGCCAAUGUGUGUACUGGGCAAUAUGAAGAACUGCCCCCCAAAGUUGUAGCAUCAAAAGCAGAGCGUGAAAAUCUCAGUCAAAUAGGAGAUCGGGAAAAAAAGAUAUCUUCUUCUGAGGAAAAUGUGCCUGGCUCCUAUAACUCAAGUAAUAACUUUCCUCAGCCUUUAACAGCUCGAGCUGAGGUGUGUCCUUGGGAGUUUGAGACCCCAGAUCAACCAAAUGCUGAGAGAAAUGUAGCUUUACCUGCCUCUUCUGCUUUAAGUGCAAACAAAAUAGCAGGGCCUCAGAAAUAA